Aedes aegypti (yellow fever mosquito) is the source of this 1827-nucleotide messenger RNA. Its product is annotated as probable cytochrome P450 6a14. The record is from RefSeq and is a predicted model, not a curated record. The coding region runs from base 69 to 1592 and encodes 507 amino acids. The transcript has 2 exons. NCBI's taxonomy places the organism in Eukaryota, Metazoa, Arthropoda, Insecta, Diptera, Culicidae. Gene Ontology annotation, molecular function: oxidoreductase activity, acting on paired donors, with incorporation or reduction of molecular oxygen; monooxygenase activity; iron ion binding.
CAGCGAUUUGCUUCCCUAUCAGUUACCUGGAAGGCUUCAUCCUAGAAGGAUCAUUAACAUUUCGGAAAAUGGACCCAGUUACGGUGAUUUUGACGAUUUUCGUGGGCCUAACGGGGCUCGUCUACUUCUUUCUGAGGCGGGAGCAGCAGAAAUGGCCACGAUUAGGCGUUCCGUUCGCGAAGAAUCCUCACCUACUAUUCGGGAACGUUCGAGGAAUAUUCCAGAAAGAGCACAGCUGCGAAAUCCUCCAGCGAUUGUACUGGGAGUUCAAGGGCCGAGGAUUGAAGCUCGGUGGAAUUAUGAACUUCUUCCAGCCGGCAGUGCUGGUUAUCGAUCCGGAGAUCAGCAAGAGUAUCCUGGUAAAAGAUUUCAACAAGUUUCAUGAUCGCGGAAUUUUCGUGGAUCCGGCGGGGGAUCCUCUGAGUGCCAAUCUGUUCAGCCUGGAGGGAGCCCAGUGGAAGGCAAUGCGUACGAAGAUGUCUCCGACGUUCACCUCGGGGAAGAUGAAGUACAUGUUCGAGUCGGUUCUGAACGUGGCCGAGCGGUUGAAGGACUAUUUGGCGGAGAAUUGCCUGAAGGAGGACAUCGAGCUGAAGAACAUUCUGCAGCGGUUUACGAUGGACGUGAUUGGUAAUGUGGCGUUCGGGGUUGAGUGUAACUCGAUUAAGAACCCGAGUUCGGAGUUCCGGUUGAUGGGCUUAAAGGCGAACCGGUUUGACGGGGUAAGGUUUUUGAAGUUCUUCAUCGGAGGCGCCUAUAAAAACUUUGCGAAGAAGAUCAAGCUGAAGGUCGUGGAGGACGACGUUCACAAGUUCUUCAUGAGUUUGGUGCACAGUACGGUGCAUUACAGGGAAGGGAACAACGUGAAAAGAAACGACUUUUUGAAUUUGCUGAUGGAGAUCAAGAACAAGGGAAAGUUCAGCGAUGAACCCAAUUCGGGCGGCGAGGGAAUCACGAUGAACGAGAUAGCCGCGCAGUGUUUCAUUUUCUUCACGGCCGGUUUCGAGACUUCGUCCACCACAAUCAACUUCUGUCUGUACGAGUUGGCUAACAAUCCGGAUAUUCAGGAUCGAUUGCGGAAUGAGAUUGAAGAUGUAGUCGCUAAGGACGGAGGAGAGUUGAAAUACGAUACUCUGCUAGGUAUGAACUAUCUGGAUCGAGUUGUCAGUGAAACCCUACGGAAGUACUCGGCGGUGGACAACCUCUUCCGCAUCUCCAACUCGCCGUACACUCCGGACGGCUGCAACUUCACCAUCCCUGCAGGAACCCUGUUCCAAAUUCCCAUCCACUCGAUGCACCACGAUCCGGAGUACUUCCCUGACCCAGGUCGUUUCGAUCCGGAUCGAUUCCUACCGGAAGUGGCCAAAUCCCGACACCCAUACUGCUACCUGCCCUUCGGUGAAGGACCCCGCGUUUGCAUCGGGAUGCGAUUCGGGUUGAUGCAGACCAAGAUCGGAUUGGUUACGUUGCUGCGGAACUUCCGCUUCGGGCCCCGGUCCGAGACUCCGGACCGAUUGCAGUUUGAAGCGAAGACGUUUGUGCUGACGCCGCAGACCGGGAUAUACCUGAAGAUUGAACCGAUCGGGAUAUGAAGGAGUGAUUGUGUAGAGUAGCUUGCAGAGCGUUGGAUCUAAAAACCCCAAAAAAUAAAGGUGUUAGGCUUCCAGCAUCCAUCACAGAUAAGCUAUCUAUGGAUUUAGCUCUCGUUGUCUGUUUUAUGAUUGGCUGCAAUAAACAGUCCACUGGACAGUUGUCGGUGAUAAACGAGAUACUCCACAAGACAAAAUCAAAAGAUUGCGUCAAUAAAAACAUUGAUUAACUUUUUAA